UGGCAAUUUGGUGUGCUCUCUUGGCAAAGCGCAAACCAGACAACCGACCUGCGCGUCGCUCCGCAUCCAAUCGCAUCUCUGCGAACCCACAACCAUGCAAUCGAUGCUCCUGCUCUUCGCAUGCAGCGCUGUCGCGCUGCUGCCGGCGCCUGCACGGCAACACCGCGCGCGCGGCGUCAUGCGCAUGGGCUGGGGUGACCCGCCGGUGUGGUCCGAGGCGACCAUCAAAUCGAACACCGAGGCCUGCGCCGGCCACCGCGCGAUUGAGCUCGAGGUGCCCGCCGAGACCGCGCAAGCGUUCGAGACCGCGGGCCAGUACGUCCAAUUGACCAUCGGCGAGGAGAAGCCGGGCUUCUACGCCAUCGCGAGCGCGCCAGGCAAAGCCACCUUCGAGUUCCUCAUCAAAGAAAAUGAAGGCAACGCAUACUUAACUAGUUUAAAAAGCGGCGCGCCGGUAAAAUGCUCGGAGGUGUCCGGCAAGGGCUACCAGACGAAGGAACAUUUUGAUGGCGACGGCGGCGCCGUGGCCGCGCAGUACGAUGGCUUCGCGUGCAUGAACGUGUUAUUUGUCGCGGGCGGCAGCGGCGUCGCGCCGCUACGGUCAUGCAUCGAGGCCGGCGUCGCGCUGGAAUUGCCACAGCGCGCUACUUUGUACUACGGCGUCCGGGACGAUUCCGUAUUGGCGUAUCAGGACAAGUUCGACGAGUGGUCAAAGAACUACAACGUCGACGUCGUCACUUGUUUCUCUCAGGGCAGCGGCGGCGCCUUCAAGGGCUACGUCCAGGACGCCAUCAAGGCGAAGGGCGUGGCCGUGCCGCGGAACACGGGCGCGGCCGUCUGCGGGCCGAAGGACAUGUUCACGGCGACGAAGGAACUGCUGACGAAGGAGGGCGUCUUCGAGUCGCGGGUCCUCUCGAACUUCUAACUAUAUUCAGUU
Molecule: messenger RNA, 937 nt
Organism: Pelagomonas calceolata
Lineage: Eukaryota; Pelagophyceae; Pelagomonadales; Pelagomonadaceae
Source: the annotation of a GenBank genome assembly